GGCUCGCGGCGCGUCACGUGACCCGCUCCCAGCUGGCUCCGAUCCGGGGGAGCUGCCGCUGCUGCCGCCCUGGAGCGCUGCGGCGCGCGACUCCCCCCGCCGGCCCGGCCCCCGGCGCGCGCCAUGGAGCUUUACAUCCCGUCCUUCCGCUACGAGGAGAGCGACCUGGAGCGAGGCUACACGGUCUUUAAGAUAGAAGUGCUAAUGAGUGGAAGAAAACAUUUUGUCGAAAAGAGGUAUAGUGAAUUUCAUGCCCUCCAUAAAAAGCUCAAGAGGUUUAUUAGAACGCCGGAAAUCCCUUCCAAACAUGUGAGGAACUGGGUCCCUAAGGUCCUGGAGCAGCGGCGACAAGGCUUGGAAAUGUACUUACAGACUAUCAUUUUAGAAAAUGAAGAUCUCCCCAAAAUAUUUCUAGACUUCUUGAAUGUUCGUCAUGUUCCCUCCCUACCAAAGGCAGAAAGUUAUGGCUCUUUUGAUGAAACAGAAUCCGAAGAAUCAAGCAAACUGUCCCACCAGCCUGUGCUGCUGUUCCUGAGGGAUCCAUAUGUCUUGCCUACAGCCACUGAUGACUUUCCAAAUGUAGUUAUCGAAGGAGUUCUCCAUGGGAUAUUUUAUCCCCAGCUACUACUCAGGUAGAAGUGGUGCAUGGAUAGAAGAACUUUAAAACAAGUCUUGUCAAGGAAAUGGACAUAAACAAAAUUCUGUGGCAUGAUAGAAAUUCCUAGAGGCAAAAAGUCAUAUCCCCAAUUUAAUUUUAUAAAUUGUAGCUUUUAAAAUCAGUCACUACAGUUUGUGCUUUUAAAAAAGAUAUGAAACUAAGGUUUUCAGCUUAUUUAAACUAAUAUGUGUGUGUGUGUGUGUGUGUGUAUAUAUACUCUAAUACAGGGCUACUCAACACGUGGCCCACAGCCCAUUUGUUUGCAGCCUGCGGUGCAGUUUGGGUUUACGUGGAGCUGAAUACACAGGUGGGAACUUUUGAACAUGGCCUCCCCUGGGAACAUGUUCCACAAUGGUGAAGCAUCUCCCAGGCGGGGUGAGCAUUGAAAGAUGCAAGCGGACAGGCUGGCUGGAACAGACUGGGAGGAGGCACCAGGAGCACCGGGACAUUUUGUGAAAGAAGCUAUUUGCAUAUACAUUUGCGUGUACAUGCAACCACACUUAAGUUGCAGCCCUCGGCAUGUGCUGUGAGUAUCAUUGUGGCCCCCUGGGAUUCCAACGUUGAGUAGCCCUGCUCUAAUAUUUAAUACUAUAGGAUGACAGUCAUACACUGAAUUACACUAACCUUCAAAAAAAAUUAAAAGCUUUAAUAUUUCUUGUUUUUGUAUUACAAAUUACACUAAUUCUUUUUUAUAUCAGCAUAGUCCCAGUGCAUUACCCAUUGCUGGCAAUGAAUGCACUGAAAGUGCUGGCACUGAAGACAGUAUGAGAGAGACUGCAGAGUAAUUUUUUUAAAAUGCAAUUGCUUAACUGAAAAUUCAAUGUAAAAGUAUUGUAUUAGUAUUCUAAAGGUAAAUACUUCAAAUCUACAGCUUAAUGUUUGGUGGAACAGUGUCAAGUUCUAUCUGAUUGGGAAUUUCCACCUUCUGCAAAGCAGCUUUGUUUCAGAAUGUUGGUUGUAGAGAACUUCUCUUAUGGCAUUCUAAACUUGACGUUUGGCAUGAUAUUUAUACCAACAGCCUCAGUCAGUUGUUACUUCUAGUAUUUGUUUAACAUCCAAGCCAAUUUACACUCUGUGCUUAUAUCUUAUAUUUAGUGAAUCACAGCUUAUACCACUUUAUGGUAAGGUCAAGCAGGGAUAAGAUUUACUACUAAAAUAGCUAAAAAAUAAUUAUUUGUUAACAUAAACUUCAAAUUUGUUAUGUCCAUUACUAGAUACUGUGCUGUAAAAUAAACUAUUGGAACUUGCACACAGGAGCA
Pelodiscus sinensis (Chinese soft-shelled turtle) is the source of this 1917-nucleotide messenger RNA. The record is from RefSeq and is a predicted model, not a curated record. NCBI's taxonomy places the organism in Eukaryota, Metazoa, Chordata, Testudines, Trionychidae.